AUGUGUGAGGACUAGAGAAGCAGCAUGAUGGUAGGAGGGGGAAAAGGAGGGAGGAGACUAGAGGGGAGGACAUAAAUUCUCCUAUGGAUGGAUGAACAUACUCUACCGCUCUCACUCUGACUCAUCCCCCUCUCUCUGCCCAUUCUCACAUUGGUGCAUUCUGCCUGUAUGCAUCGAUCAUCUCGGACACACACACACACACACACACACACACACACACACACACACACUCAGGCACGUUCACAGAGGCAGCUCCGCCUCCUCUGCAGUGUAGCGACAGCUAGCGAGGGGCAGCAAUGGAGGAGCGAGCAGUGCAGCAGGAUAAAAUAGAAGGAUCAUGGGAAGGAGGGCAUGAUGGAGGGAAGGCAGGCUGGAAGAGUGAGUGCUCCCUCUCCUCCCUCCUUAAACACUCCUGUCUCCUCUGCUGGUCGUCUCCUAGGGACACCGACGUCGUGGAAUCGGACGAGCGAGUCCUCGCCAAGGCAACCGAGAUCAGAGUAAGAAGACCGCAGCACCUAGCGCUGGAGCUGGAGAACGCCGUGACGGUGGAGAACUUGGAGCUCCAGGAGCAGCAGUCGGACCGCAAGGAGCUGGAGGAGACUCUGGUUAAAUUAGAGACACACAAAGAGACGCUGGUGCAGCAAAUAAAGGCAACUAGACAGAUGUGCUAUGAAGAGAGUCAACAGAUCUUGUCUCUGCAGGCGGAGGAGGUGCAGAAGGAGAGCCAGGUGGAGGAGUACGAGAGGGAACUUGCCAGAGUCAGGUGGAGGCUGAAGAAGCUCAGAGAUGAGGUGAAGCAGGCCAAGAGGAAGGUGGAGGAGGCUGGCGAGAGGGACACUCCUCUGCAGGACUCCAUCAGACAGUCCUAUGAAGAGAUCCUGCAGGAGGAGCACACCCUGUGUUCUAUGUCAGGAGGUGCAGUCACUCCAGAAAGCCAGCUGGAGGAGUCAACGUCUCCUGCAGACACCACUGAAGACGAUCCGCUUCCCAUGAGGCCUUGGGGAAGGAGCCAGUCGCUGCCUGCCUAUGCUGACCUGAUAAUGAGGGCCAGCGGCUCGUCUUUCUGCAAUAACCUCGCAGAUACCAGAGAAGAAGCUGACGAUAGCGGGACCAGCUCACCGAAGAUGGAAAGAUCUGACAUAGAGGAUGAGCCAGAAGAGGAAGGGGGAAACCCAGAACCUCUGAACCAACUGGACUUCUACCAAGCCAACCCCUUCGCCCACUGUCAGAGUGACCAUGACCUCUUCAAUGAAGACUUGUUCCCUAAAACAGACUCAUCUGGGUUUCUCUCUGCUGCUGACACUCUCGCUAAAUCUGGUGGAUUCCCUUCAGACCCGUUCAAAGGCAGCGACCCCUUUGCAGCAGAUAUUUUGUUCCCAGAGGCGAACGCCGGCACCGAUGAGGGGGCAGGGAAUGUUGGCGACGAGGCGGACACUAGUCUGUCCUGUGCUGAAAACAAAGCCUCGACAGGAACUCAGUGCUUUGAGUCUGAAUUCCCUGACGAAGACAGCGACAUAGAGAUUAGCUACAGCCGAGAGGACCUGGACGCCAUCGCUGUGGCUGAUGACUCUCGCGGAUUUAAACCCAUUCAGAGCUCGUCAGAGGAGCUGGGGCCAGUGCCCAUGCAGGGCUGGAGGUCCCAGGGUCAGUAUUCUAUAGAAUCGGACCCUAAUGGGUAUGAGCUGGACCUCAGCAUGGUCUCCCCUCCCUCUGACAUAGAAGAACAGAGCCUGGGAUCUCUAGCUGGAGAGGCUACCACCGAGGCAGCAGCAGGACUGGAACAAGGUCUGAGUUCUGGUUCAGGUCAGACUGCCCCUGAGCUUGGCGAACAAGUCCUGUUGGAACCAGAUUGGACAGGCGACAUAGAGCAAACUCUGUCCUGUUAUGUUACCUCCAGUCAGGGGGCAGAAUGGGACGGCAACGUCGAAGAGGAACCCCAAAAUCCUACAACUCCCCAAAACUCACUAGACUCCCAAAACCUCUUCAUCCAGCCCGACUCAGAUCAGGACAGAGAGCUUAGCUUUGAGUUGAGCUAUGAACCAACCAGUCAGUCUUCCUUUGACCCAUAUGGCUUUAAACUCAGUCCAGAACAUUCUAGUCACACCCUCUUAGACCCUGAUGAAGCUGAACUGAGCCCAGAAGCCAGUGAAAACGAUCUGACCUUUGACCCUGAGCCCUCCUCUUCUCAACCAGACGAACUGAACAUUGAUGGCUUUGAGUUUGACAUCACUUCCUCCCAAAUGGCACGGGACUGUGACCCUUAUGGCUUUAAGCUCAGCCCUGACGCAGAGAACCAAGAGGUUCUGGACCUUUGUGGCCAUGACAACCAGGAGGCAAUGGACCUUUGCACAUACGACAACAACGAACAAGUAGAACCCUCUAACUAUAGCAACCAGGAAGUACUGGAACCUCAUACCCAUGAAAACCAAGAAGUGCUUGAACAUUGCAGCCACAAUAGCCAGGAACUGCUGGAUUUGUGUAACAAUGGAAACCAAGAAGUGCUGGAACCUUCGAGCGUUGACAACACAGGGCUAGUUGAAAACCUGGAAUUCCUGGAUCUCUGUAGUCAUGACAACCAGGAGGUGGUGGAUCCAUAUUGCAAUAUCACCGAUGAGGAAUUACUUGAACCUUGUACCUAUGAUAACCGAGAAGUGCUGGAACCUUGUAGCCAUGGCAAUUUCGAACUGCUGGAUUUCUCCCUUCCUGAAAAUCAGGAAGUGCUGGAUUUAGAUAGCCACGGCAACCAAGACUUACUGGAUGUUGGUAGCAAAGAAAAUCAGGAAGUGCUAGUUUCAGGAAGCCACGGCAACCAGGAACUCCUGGAUCUCGGUAGCAAUGAAAAUCAGGAAUUGCUAGACUUAGGUAGCCAUGACAACCAGGAGGUGCUGGACUUGUUGAGUAAGGAGGUUUUCCCUGAAGCGAACAAUAACCAAUGCAUUGUGGAACCCCAGCAUGAGAUCAGUCCCACCGAUAACAGCUCAGAUAGUGAUGUGGCAUCAGAAGACCUGUUGGGACUUGGACUCACUAACACCAGUAUCUGCACUACCGACAAAACAAACACCAAUACUGCCGACACCCUCAACAUGGCCGUCAGCAACAUGCCUGCCAACCGGGACAUUGCACCAUCCAAUGCUCCCAUCGGUCUCAACUUGUUGGAAGGUGAUCUGGGUUCAGUGUUUGGGGCUGGAGGAUACUUCGGUUGUCCUGAUGUGGCUGAUGACCUAGAGCCUCUGGAGAGAAGGCAGGCAAACCCGGUAGCAGAGCCAGUGCGACCAGUCAGACCAGUGAGGCCUCCUCGGCCCUCGCUCAGGGCCAAGGAGAAGGCUCAGUCCCAGACUAAGGGCAUCGACCUGAAGUGAUCCGUCACCAACCAACACUCAUGCGGGGGGUUACCAUGUCAGCAGGGUUCCCAUGACCACAACGGCAACACAAGAGAUGGAGGUGGAUGAGGGGAGAAGUAAGAGGACAGGAGACAGAAUAGAUACAAACAGGGAUGGAAUGAUUAAAUAGACAGGAGGGAGAGAUCAUUCUGCUGUUAUGUAUUGCAAUAAUUCUAGUUUCAGAUGUUAUUUUUAUGUUUCAAAGGGACAAAUUAAAGUCAGAAUGGAAAGAUGAGAAGUAGGCAAGAUGUAAAAACUACUAGAUUUAAUGAUCACAAAUAAGGAAAUCUGAUUGGCUCAUGGCUUCAGUCUAUUUAGAGAGAUUUAGACAAGUCAGAGUUGGAAAACAACUAUAUGAAAUUUAACAACAUUCUUAUUCCCCCGUGUUUUUACCCCAAAUGAUGCUUGUCAAUCAGUCAUGAGGUUGAUAUUAUCUGUUAUUUAUUCACAGUAUCAGCUGCCAACUCACCCCUGUGUCCUCUUAGUUCAGCUUCCCAUCCUUUCCGACUUUCCGGUUAAUUAGGCAACAGUAAAAAUAAUCUCUUUGACUUGAGCUUAGUGUUGGAGCAUGUGUAAGUGGACUUUGUGUGACUUUGUCACGUAGAUAAAAAUGUAUAUAAAUGAUAUACUCAGCUA
This is a messenger RNA of Sebastes umbrosus (honeycomb rockfish), 4016 nucleotides long. RefSeq lists its product as uncharacterized. NCBI's taxonomy places the organism in Eukaryota, Metazoa, Chordata, Actinopteri, Perciformes, Sebastidae. The transcript is spliced from 11 exons. The coding region runs from base 297 to 3359 and encodes 1020 amino acids. The record is from RefSeq and is a predicted model, not a curated record.